Molecule: messenger RNA, 804 nt
Organism: Entamoeba nuttalli P19
Lineage: Eukaryota; Evosea; Mastigamoebida; Endamoebidae
Exons: 1
Coding region: 1-804 (267 amino acids)
Source: RefSeq, a predicted model, not a curated record
AUGACAUCUCAUGAGAAUUUUCAGAAAAUUGCAAAAGAAAUAAUGUUAACAACAACAAAGAAAAUAGUUAGAUUUGAAUGUAGUGAUAAACCAGCAAGUCGAUAUAAUUCUAAAUUAGGAGGAAAUCCUUAUUUACCAAAAGGAUUUGAAUAUCCAAAAGACUUAUCCACUAACAAACCAUUAUCUUUUCUAAUGCAAAUUAAUUUUGAAGAAUUUGAAGCAUUAGAAAAUUAUCCAACAAAAGGAAUUUUACAAUUUUAUAUUUUAGUUGAUGAUUCAUAUAAUUUUGGAGCUAAUUAUGAAGAUAUAACAAACCAAGAACAGUUUAGAGUUGUUUAUUUUGAGUCAAUUGAAAAAGAUGAAACUAAAUUACAAGAAGCACCAAUUAUUGAAAAUAAAAAUGACGGUCCUAUAUUUACACCUUGUUUAUUACUUCCAGAAAAAGGAGAAAUGGGAAUUUCACCUAGCUGUUAUCAAUUUAAUAAAAUUGUUGAUAAAUAUGCAAUGAAAUAUGAAAUUGAUGAUUCAGAAAAAGAUAGUUUAAAUGAAUAUCUUUAUGAAUUUUUAAGUGUUCAAGAUGAUAUUCAUAUUGGUGGAUAUUCUUCAUUUACACAAGAAGAUCCUCGAUUCUAUGAUAAUAAACAACUUACUGAAACUCUUCUUCAAAUUGGAAGUAUUUUUGGUGGAAAUCAUUCGAACUAUAUAAUGUGGGGAGAUUGUGGUAUUGCUAAUUUCUUUAUUAAUCCAGAAGAUCUUAAAGCAUCAAACUUUACUCGAGUUGGUUAUAUCUGGGAUUGUUGCUAA